This is a messenger RNA of Hyla sarda, 2214 nucleotides long. It is a transcript of the gene SLC41A3, whose product is annotated as solute carrier family 41 member 3. The transcript is spliced from 10 exons. The coding region runs from base 107 to 1783 and encodes 558 amino acids. Gene Ontology annotation, molecular function: monoatomic cation transmembrane transporter activity. Gene Ontology annotation, biological process: monoatomic cation transport. Gene Ontology annotation, cellular component: plasma membrane. The record is from RefSeq and is a predicted model, not a curated record. Lineage: Eukaryota; Metazoa; Chordata; Amphibia; Anura; Hylidae.
ACAGUUAUUAUAAACCCCAUUCACUAGCCUCGUGUUCACACUCCCCUAACAUAACUCACAAAGGCUGUAGUUGCAGCUUCUCCCCGACAGAGGGCGCAAUGAAUGAAUGGUGAACUCCUGCAUGAGUAGAAAUAAAAACUAUGGAAAACUGUCUUUGUUUCCUAUAGCAACGGAUCACAACACUAAAGGAAAUGAAAGCUGCUCUGUGGUGAGGGUCCCUGUGUCCAGCCAGGUCACCAUGAAGGGUGAGGAUACCCGUCAGAGGAAAAAAGAGGGCCGUGCCAGAAAUGGAGAGCGCUCCAAACACAGAGCAAAGAACAAAGGCAGACAGAAUGAGAACCGAAAUAUCCACAAGGAAAUCGUGGAAGAAGAGGUGCCACUCAUUCCAGAAAAGCGCCCCCUGCCAGAAAAGAAAGCUCCCAUGCCCAGACCAGGAGAUGAGUCCUCUUUUUCCAUUGGUCUUCAGGUGUUGUUCCCAUACCUGGCAGCGGGGCUGGGCAUGGUGCUAGCAGGCAUGGUGCUAGAUAUUGUGCAGCACUGGGUUGUCUUCAAGACCAUCACAGAGGUUUUCAUUCUGGUUCCAGCAUUGGUGGGUCUCAAGGGUAACUUGGAGAUGACACUGGCCUCUCGGCUUUCCACUGCUGCAAACACAGGACAAUUGGAUGACCCUAGUGAGCGAUGGAAGAUGGCGAUCAGUAAUUUGGCUUUAAUCCAGGUUCAGGCCACAGUUGUUGGUCUAUUGGCCGCUGUUGCUGCUAUUAUCUUGGGAGCUUUGUCUAAAGGUUAUGUGGAAUUGGACCAGGCUGCUGUCCUCUGUGCCAGUAGCGUGACCACAGCAUUCAUCGCUGCCCUGUCCUUGGGUAAGAUCUUUGUGCAUUUCUGUCCUAACUACUGUGGGCUUGAUGCUCUUUUUAAUUUUGCUUUGUACUUCUGUCCAUUAGGUCUAGUGAUGGUUGGGGUCAUCAUUGCAUCUAGGAAGCUGGGCAUUAACCCUGACAACAUAGCUACUCCUAUCGCAGCCAGCCUGGGGGACCUUAUCACCUUGUCAUUGCUUGCAGGAAUCAGCAGCUCCUUGUUCAGCUACAUAGAUGUUCAGUACCUCUCUCCAUUGAUUUGUGUCGUGUUCAUCAUCAUGAUCCCAUUGUGGGUGGCCAUAGCCAAACAGAGUCCAUCCAUUGCUGAAGUUUUAAAGUCUGGUUGGCAGCCAGUUAUUGUGGCCAUGUCCAUUAGCAGUAUCGGUGGACUUAUCUUAGACAAGACAGUAACAGACCCAAAAUUCGAGGGCAUGGCAGUUUUCACACCUGUUAUAAAUGGGGUAGCUGGAAAUCUUGUGGCUAUCCAGGCAAGUCGGAUCUCCACGUUCCUCCAUUUCUGGAGCAUGCCUGGUGUCUUACCAUACAAAAUGAGACAACACUGGCCCAACCCUUGCACAACAUUUUUCUCCUCAGGUGUUAAUUCGAAAUCCGCCAGAGUGUUAGUUCUGCUGGUUGUGCCGGGACACCUCGUCUUCCUGUACACCAUCCACUUGCUGCAGGGCGGUCACACAGCACUCACUUCACUGUUUAUCACCUUCUACUUGCUUGCAGCCCUCAUACAGGUCUGCAUUUUAUUAUACAUAGCUGACCUCAUUGUGCGCUUCAUGUGGCGAAGAGGCCUGGACCCAGACAACUUUUCCAUCCCAUACCUCACUGCCCUUGGCGACCUGCUGGGCACUGGAUUCCUCGCUGUCUGUUUCCGGCUUGUUUGGCUCCUUACUGGCACAGAGUCGGACCUGGGAGACUGAAUGGACUGAUCCAAUUUUUAUUUCUAUUUUUGUUCCUUUUACUUUGCUACAAAACUUGCACUUGAAAGGAACAAUAUAAGAAUACAUGUUUUAUACCAGCUAUGACAUCAAAGAGACUUUUUAUCCACUCAAGGGAUUUAAUAAUAUUUAUCAUCAGCAAUGAAAAUCACAGCUGAAGCAGCAAAUUUUUAGGAAAAAUCUCCAGUUAUUUUUAUUUAUAUAGAAAUCAAAUGCUGUUUGUUUACAAUAAAACCUUUUGCUCUAAUACAGUUUGUGUGAAGUUGAGGAAUUUAGUAGGAAUGGAUGCAACUAAAGCUAUAGUUUGGAGUUACUCUCUUACAUUAAAGGGGUACUCCGGUGCCAGAAAGUUAAACAGAUUUGUAAAUUACUUCUAUUAAAAAUCUUAAUCCUUCCAGCACUUAUUAGCUGCU